This is a messenger RNA of Talpa occidentalis (Iberian mole), 3593 nucleotides long. It is a transcript of the gene RASGEF1B, whose product is annotated as RasGEF domain family member 1B. The transcript is spliced from 20 exons. Bases 688 to 2286 code for a protein of 532 amino acids. Gene Ontology annotation, biological process: positive regulation of GTPase activity; Ras protein signal transduction. The record is from RefSeq and is a predicted model, not a curated record. Lineage: Eukaryota; Metazoa; Chordata; Mammalia; Eulipotyphla; Talpidae. Gene Ontology annotation, cellular component: plasma membrane. Gene Ontology annotation, molecular function: guanyl-nucleotide exchange factor activity.
ACUCCAUUGUCACCAUGGCGAAGAUGUGGCACUUCCCACUCUGUGUUUUUAAUGAUACUGCAGGCUGCCCUUUAAUGAUGAUCAUUUAGAGUUCAAGCUAAAUCUCUACUCUUGUACUCAUCUAUUGUUUGUGACCAUGGGCAAGUUACUUAACUUCUUUAAACUUCAGUGUCUACAUCUAUGAAAUGAAGUGAGUGGUUAUCAUAAGGAUUAAAUGAGGAGAUGUAUUUAAAGUGGUAAUAUCCACAUCUCCCUGAAUGGAUGCACAGUUAUAAUGAAGAGCUCUGGGGAAACCUGGGAAAGGACUUCAAUCACAUCAGUGUUGAACUCAGUUUCCCAGGGGAAAAAAGAAGAGGUUUUGGGUUGACAAAAGGAACUUUUGCACUGUCUGUAGUCACGUAUGGAACAUUAUCAAGGGUUUUACAUUGAGCUUCUGUAACAAGAACUAAGGUUUAUUUACUAGAUUUGUAAGCCCGUGACUCUAUUAAAAUAACUCUGGAAGCACAUAAAAAGUAAAAGUGCUAAACUGACAAUGAAAGAAGACAAUAGAGUCCAAAAGUCACUCUCGAGUUGGCCUAAAAUCAAGCACCAAGCAAAAGAGAAGCAUCAUGUUUCUCUAAUGGAAUUAGAUUGGUAAGAAGAUGAACAGACCUGAGUUUCCAACCCAGCUUCAACCCUUGCCAGAUAAUGAUAGCUGACAUGGAUACAGCAAGCCCUGUUAUGACCACCAUUUUCAGCACAUUGGCCAGUGAGAAGUCCUUAUCUGACUGCAAAAAGGAACGGCAAUGGAAACCUUCAAUGUACAGCAGCAUAACUCCAGUCUGCUUUACAAGCUCUCUGAUUGAGAAGCCAAUUGGCAAAGAAAGCAUGCCUCAGACUCCUCCCUUUUCAGCAAUGUUUGACAGCAGUGGUUACAACCGAAACCUUUAUCAGUCUGCGGAGGACAGCUGUGGAGGAUUGUAUUACCAUGACAACAACCUCCUCUCUGGAUCCCUGGAAGCACUCAUCCAGCAUUUAGUACCUAAUGUGGAUUACUAUCCGGAUAGGACAUACAUAUUUACCUUCCUACUCAGUUCUCGGUUAUUUAUGCAUCCCUACGAGCUAAUGGCCAAAGUCUGCCACUUAUGUGUUGAACACCAGAGGAUUAGUGAUCCUAACAGUGAUAAGAGCCAGAUAAGAAAAAUUGCCCCCAAAAUCCUUCAACUCCUGACAGAAUGGACAGAAACAUUUCCGUAUGAUUUUCGGGAUGAAAGAAUGAUGAGAAACUUGAAAGAUCUGGCUCACCGAAUAGCCAGUGGCGAGGAGACAUAUAGGAAGAAUGCCCAUCAGAUGAUCCAGAAUUUGAUCCACAAACUUACUACCCUCAGCCAGUAUGAGGAAUUCCUGGCCAAAAUCAGCUCCACAUCCACGGAUCGACUCACAGUCCUCAAGACCAAGCCACAGUCAAUACAAAGGGACAUUAUCACUGUUUGCAGUGAUCCUUACACUUUGGCCCAACAACUGACGCAUAUAGAACUGGAGAGGCUCAAUUAUAUUGGGCCAGAAGAAUUUGUUCAGGCAUUUGUGCAGAAGGACCCUUUGGACAAUGACAAGAAUUGUUACAGUGAACGGAAGAAAACACGGAAUUUAGAGGCUUAUGUGGAAUGGUUUAAUCGCCUUAGCUACUUGGUUGCUACAGAAAUUUGCAUGCCUGUAAAGAAGAAGCACCGGGCAAGAAUGAUUGAGUAUUUCAUUGACGUAGCUCGCGAGUGUUUUAACAUUGGCAACUUUAAUUCUUUGAUGGCAAUAAUCUCUGGCAUGAAUAUGAGCCCAGUCUCUCGGCUAAAAAAAACUUGGGCCAAAGUGAAGACUGCCAAGUUUGAUGUUCUUGAGCAUCAAAUGGACCCUUCUAGCAAUUUCUAUAACUAUCGAACAGCUCUUCGUGGGGCAGCACAAAGGUCUUUAACUGCUCAUAGUAGCAGGGAGAAGAUUGUGAUACCAUUCUUCAGUCUUUUAAUCAAAGAUAUUUAUUUCCUCAAUGAGGGCUGCGCCAACCGCCUUCCAAACGGCCAUGUCAACUUUGAGAAAUUUUGGGAACUGGCCAAACAAGUGAGUGAAUUCAUGACAUGGAAACAAGUGGAAUGUCCAUUUGAGAGGGACCGGAAGAUCAUGCAGUAUCUGCUCACCGUACCAGUCUUCAGUGAAGACGCUCUCUACUUGGCUUCCUAUGAGAGUGAAGGACCUGAAAAUCAUAUAGAGAAAGACAGAUGGAAGUCUUUAAGGUCAAGCCUCUUAGGCAGAGUUUAACGAGCGGGACGCUGAUCGCUGCUGCUGCUGCUGCAUCUCCAGUCCUUGAGCCACUGGCCUUUGUUUUCUGGCAUCUACGGAAAAUCACGAAGUCCCUGCAAGUGAGCUCCCCAAGAGCAGAUGGGGAACUGAUUUCCCACAGCUGACAGAUUGACUCAGAUUUUGUGAGACUGAACUGUUCACUGAAGACACUUGGGAAUGAAUCCUCCUAAGAUCCCAGCGCUGCACAUGAUUCAUCUCCUGGAAUUUCCAUGUGAAUCACAGCUCUGCACCUGGAUGGAGCUUUCUUUUGUGUGUGUUUUUUAUUUGGUUGAACAUUUGCUGCUAAUGGGACUUGUCCAGCUGAGUGCUGGCUCUUAGGAAGCCCAUGUUUCUUUGUUAACUUAAAUGAAAAAGGGAGAGGAGGGAGGGGAAAACCCCCUCUGUAAGUCCCCAACCUCAGCUCCAUCCGUCUUGCCAGGGGGGACAGACUGGUGGACUCCUGCUCCCCUCGUGCGUGCUGUCUUGUGAACGCCUCUCCUCCCUCUUCCUCCAAGGUUUUGAGUUGGCUGCUGGUUAGCAAACUCCUUUUUACCCAUAUAAGUUAUUUAAUAUAAUGAUGAAGCUCAACACUGUGGUAGGAAAAUAGCCACUAGAAAAAGAAGCAGAGUUUGUCAUUGGACUUUUUAAUGGUCUAGAAGGACUUUCAUUUUCUUUGCCCUGCUCAGCUGUUUACAACUGACCACUGUAUUUUACGGAUGUAUUUUUCAGUAGUUUUUUUGUUAUUUAGUAUUCCAUUAUUCCUACUUUUUUUCUCUUGUAAACUUAAAUGAUCUGACUUUUAGGGUCUUGGAAAAACCCAGAGCCUAAUUACAGUUUAAUUUUUUUAACAGACUGUUAUUUUCAUUCAUUACCUUUUGGAGUCUGUUGGUGACUAAACAUGUGAACAAAGAAUACAUUGGAAAACUUACACCCCCCCACCCCCACCCCGCAGACCCUCCCACUGCAGCAGUGAACAAAACAAAUGAAAAACAUCUUGCUGUUAACUUAAAGGUCGACCUAAUUGUGAAAUAGUUCACCUUGUUAAACAUCUAAAUAAGUCUGUAGUUGCUCUGCAAACAGCCGUUAUAUUUAUUUACUCUAGGAGAAACUGUAGAGUAGUAAACUGUGCUAAUGAAAAACAAAACAUCUUGUUCAAAACAGAGAUGUAUUUGAAAACAUAAUGACAUUGUUUGGAAAAACAGCAUGUAUGUUUGCUGCACGCCAUCUCAGUAGACCUGAAAUGCCUCCAAGCUGUCCCUUUACAGCCAUCAAUAUAUUUUACACUC